CGCAGUCUGCACGCCAGCCCUCACUAGCGCUCCGGCGCGGGUGUGCAGUGUCCAAUUCCUUGGUGUGGCUGGCUGGGGCUGGGCUAGCUUGAGUGCCAGAAGCUGGCGGUGGCAGGCGUCUGCUGAGCAACAGGAGCCCAAAGAAAGAGGGAGAAGCAGCAGCAGAGAGGACGCGGGGGUAAAAGACCAGGAGUAAGGAAGGGUCCCGAAGCCUGCGCCCUUCUACGGGUGCACUGGGUGGGCAUGACCUGCGGGCAAGGUUUCAAGCCUCUUAUGAAGGAGCUGAAGGAGAAAUAAAAUACACAGGAUGAAAAGAUGGCAAUGUUGCCUCCUCCAGGACCUCAGAGCUUUGUCUACUUCACAAAACAGUCUCUUGCCCUCAUUGAACAACGUAUUAAGGAAGGAAAAACAAAGGAACCCAAAGAAGAAAAGAAAGAUGAUGAUGAAAAUGGCCCAAAGCCAAGCAGUGACUUGGAAGCUGGCAAACAGCUGCCUUUCAUCUAUGGGGACAUCCCCCCAGGCAUGGUGUCCAAGCCCCUGGAGGACCUGGACCCUUACUAUGCAGACAAAAAAACUUUCAUAGUAUUGAACAGAGGGAAAGCGAUCUUCCGCUUCAAUGCCACACCUGCUUUGUACAUGCUCUCUCCUUUUAGUCCUCUGAGAAGAAUAUCUAUUAAGAUUUUAGUGCAUUCUUUAUUCGGCAUGCUUAUCAUGUGCACUAUUCUGACGAACUGCAUAUUUAUGACCUUGAGUAACCCUCCAGAAUGGACCAAGAAUGUAGAGUACACUUUUACUGGAAUAUACACUUUUGAAUCACUUAUAAAAAUCCUUGCAAGAGGCUUCUGUGUAGGACAAUUCACUUUCCUUCGUGACCCAUGGAACUGGCUGGAUUUUAUUGUCAUUGUUUUUGCGUAUUUAACAGAAUUUGUAAACCUAGGCAAUGUUUCAGCUCUUCGAACUUUCAGAGUGUUGAGAGCUUUGAAAACUAUUUCUGUAAUUCCAGGCCUGAAGACCAUCGUGGGGGCCCUGAUCCAGUCGGUGAAGAAGCUCUCCGACGUCAUGAUCCUGACUGUGUUCUGUCUGAGCGUGUUCGCGCUGAUCGGGCUGCAGCUCUUCAUGGGCAACCUGAAGCACAAAUGUCUGCGGACUUCACUUUUAAGUAAUGAAACAUUGAACAUGUUGGAUACCCUUGACAAAGAAAACUAUACAGAGUAUUUUUACUACUUGGAGGAUGCAAAAGAUGCUCUCUUGUGUGGUACCAGCUCAGACGCAGGUCAGUGUCCAGAAGGGUACACAUGCCAGAAAGGAGGCAGAAAUCCAGACUAUGGCUACACAAGCUUUGACAAUUUUGGCUGGGCCUUCUUAGCCUUAUUUAGACUAAUGACCCAAGAUUACUGGGAAAACCUUUACCAACAGACACUGCGUGCAGCUGGGAAAACCUACAUGAUCUUCUUUGUUGUGGUGAUUUUCCUGGGCUCCUUUUAUCUAAUAAACUUGAUCCUGGCUGUGGUGGCCAUGGCCUAUGAAGAACAGAACCAAGCGAAUAUCGAAGAAGCUAAGCAGAAAGAGUUAGAAUUUCAACAGAUGUUAGAUCGGCUUAAAAAAGAGCAAGAAGAAGCUGAGGCAAUAGCAAUGGCAGCAGCCCAAUAUACAAGUAACAGGAGGAGCCGGAUUAUGGGCCUCUCUGAGAGUUCUUCUGAAACAUCUAAACUGAGCUCUAAAAGCGCUAAAGAAAGAAGAAACCGAAGAAAGAAAAAGAAUCAAAAGAAGCUCUCCAGUGGGGAAGAAAAGGGAGACGAUGAGAAAUUGUCCAAAUCAGAAUCAGAGGAGAGUAUCAGGAGAAAAAGUUUUCACCUUGGUGUUGAAGGUCACAGGCGAGCCCGCGAAAAGCGAUUGUCUACCCCUAAUCAGUCACCACUCAGCAUUCGUGGCUCCUUGUUUCCUCAAAGGCGCAGCAGCAGAACAAGCCUUUUCAGUUUCAUAGGUCGAGGAAAAGAUGUUGGAUCUGAGACUGAAUUCGCGGACGAUGAGCACAGCAUUUUCGGAGACAAUGAGAGCAGAAGGGGCUCAUUGUUCGUGCCCCACAGACCCCGGGAGCGCAGCAGCAGUAACAUGAGCCCAGCCAGUAGGUCCCCUCCAAUGCUGCCGGUGAACAGGAAGAUGAACAGUGCCGUGGACUGCAAUGGUGUGGUCUCCCUGGUGGAUGGACCCUCUGCCCUCACGCUCCCCAAUGGACAGCUUCUUCCAGAGGUGAUAAUAGAUAAGGCAACUUCUGAUGACAGCGGUACAACCAAUCAAGUACACAAAAAGCGACAUUCCAGUUCUUAUCUCUUUUCUGAAGAUAUGUUGAAUGAUCCCCAACUCAGACAAAGAGCAAUGAGCAGAGCAAGCAUACUGACAAACACUGUAGAAGAACUUGAAGAGUCCAGACAAAAAUGUCCACCUUGGUGGUACAGAUUUGCACACACAUUCCUGGAAUGGAAUUGCUCUCCAUUUUGGAUAAAAUUUAAAAACCUUAUUAAUGUCAUCGUAAUGGAUCCUUUUGUAGAUCUGGCUAUUACCAUUUGCAUAGUCUUAAACACAUUGUUUAUGGCUAUGGAGCAUCAUCCAAUGACUGAUGAAUUCAAAAAUGUACUCACUGUGGGAAAUUUGGUCUUUACUGGGAUUUUUGCAGCUGAAAUGGUUUUAAAACUAAUUGCCAUGGACCCAUAUAAGUAUUUCCAAGUAGGAUGGAAUAUUUUUGACAGCGUUAUUGUGACUUUAAGUUUAGUGGAGCUUUUUCUAUCAGAAGUGGAUGGAUUAUCAGUUCUCCGAUCAUUCAGACUGCUCCGAGUUUUCAAAUUGGCCAAGUCUUGGCCGACACUGAACAUGCUGAUCAAGAUCAUCGGCAAUUCCGUGGGGGCCCUGGGAAACCUCACCUUGGUGUUGGCAAUCAUCGUCUUCAUCUUUGCUGUGGUCGGCAUGCAGCUCUUUGGUAAAAGCUACAAGGAUUGUGUCUGCAAGAUUGACAGUGACUGUAAGCUCCCACGCUGGCACAUGAAUGACUUCUUCCACUCCUUCCUGAUCGUGUUCCGUGUGCUGUGUGGAGAGUGGAUAGAGACCAUGUGGGACUGCAUGGAGGUCGCUGGCCAACCCAUGUGCCUGAUUGUUUACAUGAUGGUCAUGGUAAUUGGAAACUUGGUGGUCCUCAACCUAUUUCUGGCUUUAUUACUGAGCUCAUUUAGUUCAGACAAUCUUACAGCCAUUGAUGAAGAAACUGAUGCAAACAACCUCCAAAUUGCAGUGACCAGAAUAAAGAAGGGAAUAAAUUAUAUGAAACAAACCUUACGUGAAUUUAUUCUAAAAACAUUUUCCAAAAAGCCAAAGAUUUCCAAAGAGAUAAGACAAGCAGAAGAUCUAAAUAAUAAGAAGGAAAACUAUAUCUCUAACCGUACGAUUGCUGAAUUGAGCAAGGAUCACAAUUUCCACAAGGAAAAAGAUAAACCUGGUGGUUUUGGAAGGAACCUGGACAAAUACUUGACAGAAGAAAGUGAUUAUGAGUCAUUUAUUCAUAAUCCCAACCUCACAGUGACUGUGCCAAUUGCAACUGGGGAAUCUGAUCUGGAAAUUAUGAACGCUGAGGAACUUAGCAGUGACUCAGAUAGUGAAUACUGCAAAGUGGGACUGAGCCCAUCAAGUACCUCAGAGUGCAGCACAGUUGAUAACCCUCUGCCAGGAGAAGAAGAAGUGGAGGCUGAAACUGUAAAUGCAGAUGAGCCAGAGGCCUGUUUUACAGAUGGCUGCGUACGGAGAUUCCCUUGCUGCCAAGUUAACAUAAACUCAGGGAGAGGAAAAAUCUGGUGGAACAUCAGGAUAACAUGCUACAGGAUAGUUGAACACAGUUGGUUUGAGAGCUUUAUUGUCCUCAUGAUCCUGCUCAGCAGUGGUGCUCUGGCUUUUGAAGACAUAUACAUUGAAAAGAAAAAGGUCAUUAAGACUAUCCUGGAGUAUGCUGACAAGAUAUUCACUUACAUCUUCAUUCUGGAAAUGCUUCUGAAAUGGGUAGCUUAUGGUUAUAAAACGUAUUUCACCAAUGCCUGGUGUUGGCUGGACUUCUUAAUUGUUGAUGUCUCUUUGGUUACUUUAGUUGCAAAUCUUCUUCACUACUCAGAGCUUAGCGCCAUUAAGUCCCUUCGGACCCUCAGGGCUUUAAGACCUCUAAGAGCUUUAUCUAGAUUUGAAGGAAUGAGGGUGGUCGUGAAUGCGCUCAUAGGUGCAAUUCCUUCCAUCAUGAAUGUGCUACUUGUGUGCCUUAUAUUCUGGCUAAUAUUUAGCAUCAUGGGAGUGAAUUUGUUUGCGGGCAAGUUCUAUGAGUGUGUUAACAUGACAAAUGGGUUACGGUUUCCUACAAGUCAAGUUGAAAAUUAUUCCGAUUGUGUUGCACUGACGAAUGAUAGUAAAAAUGUGCGAUGGAAAAACCUGAAGGUGAACUUUGAUAAUGUUGGAUUCGGUUACCUUUCCUUGCUUCAAGUUGCAACAUUUAAGGGAUGGAUGGAUAUUAUGUAUGCAGCUGUUGAUUCUGUUAAUGUAGACAAGCAACCCAUAUAUGAAUACAACCUCUACAUGUAUAUUUAUUUUGUCGUUUUUAUCAUCUUUGGGUCCUUCUUCACUCUGAACUUGUUCAUUGGUGUCAUCAUAGAUAAUUUCAACCAACAGAAAAAAAAGCUUGGAGGUCAAGACAUCUUUAUGACAGAAGAACAGAAGAAAUAUUAUAAUGCAAUGAAAAAGCUGGGAUCUAAAAAACCACAAAAACCAAUACCUCGGCCAGGGAAUAAAUUCCAAGGAUGUAUAUUUGACCUAGUAACAAACCAAGCUUUUGAUAUCACCAUCAUGGUUCUUAUCUGCCUCAACAUGAUAACCAUGAUGGUAGAACAUGAGAAUCAAAGUAAAUACAUGACUGAUGUCUUAUACUGGAUAAAUGUGGUUUUUAUUAUCCUUUUCACUGGAGAGUGUGUGCUGAAACUGUUCUCCCUCAGACACUACUAUUUCACCGUAGGAUGGAACAUUUUUGAUUUUGUGAUUGUGAUUAUCUCCAUUGUAGGUAUGUUUCUGACUGAGCUGAUAGAAAAAUAUUUCGUGUCCCCUACCCUGUUCCGAGUGAUCCGUCUUGCCAGGAUUGGCCGAAUCCUACGUCUGAUCAAAGGGGCGAAGGGCAUCCGCACACUGCUCUUUGCUCUGAUGAUGUCCCUCCCUGCAUUGUUUAACAUCGGCCUCCUGCUCUUCCUGGUCAUGUUCAUCUACGCCAUCUUCGGAAUGUCCAACUUUGCCUAUGUUAAGAGGGAAGCUGGAAUUGAUGACAUGUUCAACUUUGAAACCUUUGGCAACAGCAUGAUCUGCCUGUUCCAGAUUACCACCUCUGCUGGCUGGGACGGAUUGCUAGCGCCUAUUCUUAACAGUGGACCUCCAGACUGUGACCCUGAAAAAGAUCACCCUGGUAGCUCAGUUAAAGGAGACUGUGGGAACCCAUCUGUUGGGAUUUUCUAUUUUGUCAGUUACAUCAUCAUCUCAUUUCUGGUCGUGGUGAACAUGUACAUCGCUGUCAUCCUGGAGAACUUCGGUGUCGCGACUGAAGAAAGUACUGAACCCCUGAGUGAGGAUGACUUUGAGAUGUUCUACAAAGUUUGGGAGAAGUUUGAUCCUGAUGCCACCCAGUUUAUAGAAUAUAGAAAACUCUCUGAUUUUGCAGCUGCCCUGGAUCCUCCUCUUCUCUUAGCAAAACCAAACAAAGUCCAGCUCAUUGCCAUGGAUCUGCCCAUGGUCAAUGGUGACCGGAUUCAUUGUCUUGACAUCUUAUUUGCUUUUACAAAACGUGUUUUGGGUGAAGGUGGAGAAAUGGACUCUCUUCGUUCACAGAUGGAAGAAAGGUUCAUGUCAGCAAAUCCUUCUAAAGUGUCCUAUGAACCCAUCACAACUACAUUAAAACGAAAACAAGAGGAUGUGUCUGCUACUGUCAUUCAGCGUGCUUACAGACGUCACCGCUUAAGGCAAAAUGUCAAAAAUAUAUCAAGUAUAUACAUAAAAGAUGGAGAGGAAGAUGAUGAUUUGCCCCAUAAAGAAGACAUAGUUUUGGAUAACGUGAAUGAGAACUCAAGUCCAGAAAAAAUAGAUGCAACCUCAUCUACCAUCCCUCCGCCUUCGUAUGAUAGUGUAACAAAACCAGACAAAGAAAAACAUGAAAAAGACAAAACAGAAAAGGAAGACAAAGGAAAGGAUGGCAAGGAAAGCAAAAUAUAGAGCUUCAUAUUUACUGCACUGUUUACAGGCUGUGAUGGUGAUGUAUUUGUGUUAAUAAGACUCUUUUAAGAUGGUCUAUGCCAAAACUUUUAAUCAAAAUAUUCUCCAAGUCAAUGCAGUCACUAGCUCUAAUCCCCUAAAAAAGGUGGGCAGUGGUAGCAGAUGGCUAUUUAUGCCCUGGGAAAUAAAUCUGUAAGAGCUGUAAGGGUAACUCUAUAGGGAUUAUGAUUACAGCAAAGGUCAUUUAAUUUUAUUUGCUUUUAAUAAAUUGCAACACCAUGUAGAAAAUGCUCACAUCUGCUUUGUCAUCUUUUCACAGGAUGGUAAACACUCAUGUCUCCCAUACAAAUACAAAGACACACACGUGUAUCUGUCAUUUGGAUAUCUACAAAAGUGGUUUGCCUUGGCUUUGCCAUGAAAUGCCCUGAUAGAAGGAAUGGACAUUUGUAAUGAGUGUUUAGUUAAAACAUGUUGGUGUUAGUGAGCAAAACUCUUCUAUCCAUGUACAGAGGUCAUUCUAUAUUUUGAGGUGCUUAAAUUUAUUCUAUAUUGCAUCAGAACUAAUUUGUAUAUGCCUAUAAAAUUCUAUGGAAUUAAAAACAUAUGUAGGUUAUUCAUUUCAACAAAUAUUUUUCAUUUCUCUUGACUCAUGUAACAAGCAAAAUUAAGAUUUACCUUUAGAGUAUUAUGCUUUAUUGCCUGUCUUUUUUAUAUCUUUCUUAGUUCACACAACCGCAGAACAUGAAAAUUUAUUCUAAGUAGGUAUGACAUCCCUCAAAAGAAAGAAUGAAGGUAAUUUUAAAAGAAACAACUGAUGAAAGCUGUAUUUACUAUAACUUAUAUAAUCUAACACCAGACUGUGCUGUGAUACCAACUUUUAAUUUCUUUUGUCACAUUUUUCUGCUUUCUCGUGCAGUAUUGUUUAGUCAUCCUUUAGCACUAAGCAAAGGGAUAGUUCCCUUCAGUGAAGUGCUUUCUGAUAUGCAGGUAGCUAUUUAAUACCAUUGUGCAUGUCUGAACAGACCUUCACCUGGGCACAGUAUUUACUGCAUCACCUGUACAGCAUCCUAAAUGUGUAUGGCAAGUGUUCAAGUCAUCACAUAUGACAGACUUUCAGCUCAGACUUGUCUUUAGUAUGAAUGAAAAAGCCUUCAGCUGGGAUUCUUGCCAACUUGCUUUCUUGCCACUUAAUUUACUUUCCUAAUUUGUACAAGCAACCCUUUCAGACUGCUGUUCUAAAAAUGAGGAGGAUGUCACUUUCUACUUAAAAUUCCAUGACUAUGAGGCAUAUUAUGCAUCAAUCAAUAAAGUAUCCUGAGCUUAUAAUUACGAAGCACAUAUUCAUUUUGCUUUAGCUGAUGUCCUCCUACCAAGGAUUAUAAAUCUAGUUUUUAAGAGAUUCUUAUUAAUAGUGGCUUGAAAAGAAUGGCCAUGGCUCAGUUUUUCAUCAGUUUUGUUUCAGGAAUAUGAGGUCUUUCUUCUACUGAGCUAUACAUGUGCAAGCAAAAAUUGAGUUAUGUAAGGAGAAAGUAGUUUCAUUUAGAUAUUUUGGGACUUUUCAGAGCAAACAUCUAGAAGAUAUGUCAUUCAUUUGAUUUUUAAAUUACAAACAACAUGAAUUGUAUUUCAAUAACAAAUACUUGAACAUAUUUUUUGUUGUUUUAGCUAGUUAAAAAUAAUGGUGAUUUAAACAUACCUAUAGAGAUGAAGAUAUAUGGGUAGAGAAUGAGAGACAGAAAGUAGGAGGGGCUAAGAAACAUAAGUGUGAGAAUGUCACACAAAAACAAAGAGGAAUUUCCACAAAACUUCCUAUCUAGAAAAAUUUUAAACUGUGAUGUAUUUUACAACAUCAGUGAAAGAGAUUAUCACUUGUAGACAUUUGUCCUAAAAUACAUAUGGAAUUAGAUCUAGGGCCACAGAUUCUUUACACCUAGGUUCAAUCAUUCAUCUUUGGUUAUUUGAGAUACUUUUUAAUACAAUAUAAAAAGUACUAUGCAGUGUUUUCCUCAACUCUGUAAAACACUGCAUCAGAUACUUUCUAAGCCUGUUGAAAAUACAUUUGAUAAUUUAAUUAGGGAACCAGACAAAAUAUAUUGCAUUUGUAAGAUUUUUAAUACAUUAAAUUAAUAAAUUAAUAUCACCUUAAAUUUGAAUUAAGUUCAUCCUGGUUGUUUUAAACAUAUAUAAAUAUAACUGCAUUUUGCAUAUUUAUAGACUGUAAUAUGAAAAAAUAUAUGGUAAGCAGGCUUAUGUGUGAUUUACUAUUAAUGUUUAUAUAUUUCCUAAUUUCUAGGUAAAAUAAAAAUAUUGGCAACUGACUCCUCAUCACAGUUUCUUCUUAGCACUUGAAAAAAUACAAAGUUGUUGUUUUUCCUGUUUCAUGAUGAAUUAUAAUUUAAAAAAAAUAUAUAACAUACUUUGAUUUUGUACAUAUGCACAUUUUCCAAAAAAUGUCUCAUUUUGACUUUUUAAGAAUGUAUUGACUCAAUUAAGAACAAUAUUUGGAUCCCAGAGCUCAUUUAGUGCAGUGUAAGCUUGAAGAAAAGUUUGGCUUCUCUUUCCCUGUAGGGUUCUGUUUUGUACUGAUUAUGAGCUACCACCUCCCCGCCCCAUCAGGCACUGUCACACUAGUACCUAAAUUACAUCAUCACUGAAUUCAUUUCACCUAAUGAUGGAGAAUGGCAGUUACACUAUAAGUUUUAGUUUAGAAUAAAAUGGAAGCAAACAGAUUUGAACAUGAAUGCAUACAUAUAAUUUUGAUAAACAUGGGAAAAUUUCAUUUUACUUUUUUGAUUAUUACAUCAUUUGCAAAAGAUGUAAGUGACUUGUGGGCCAAUUCUAAAAUGCUAAUUGUUAAAUCUCAACCCAAAAUGUUCAGCAUGAUUUUAUAGAACUUGGAUAGCUUUAUUAAAAAGAGUUAAGAUAAAAUGCAUAUGUAAAUAAAGCAGUUCUAAAUAUACAUUUUGGAGAAAUGUUAAUAAAAGUAAUGAAAUGAGGACCAGCUAUAUUAGUUAGAAUGUCCAAGUAAUUGGCUUGGUUUAGGACCUAUGUAUAGAGACCACCACGUUUUUAAAAUAUUGGUAGUUUAUUAUGUUAUGUUCUUAAAGAAAAUAAGAAUUGCUUCACAAAAAUAAAUGAAUAGCCACAAAUAUAACAAUACAAUUUACAUAGAACUCUUUACAAAUUUUAUACAUCUAUGGAUGCUCAUAUUUGAGAUUGAGUUUGUCAUGUAUUAUACUGCAAUUAUAUUUGAGACAUACACAGUGUACUAGAAUCUAUAAAUAAAAGUCAUCAGAAAAAUAAAGUUACAUUUGCAUGUA
Molecule: messenger RNA, 9593 nt
Organism: Phyllostomus discolor (pale spear-nosed bat)
Lineage: Eukaryota; Metazoa; Chordata; Mammalia; Chiroptera; Phyllostomidae
Gene: SCN9A
Product: sodium voltage-gated channel alpha subunit 9
Exons: 27
Coding region: 316-6273 (1985 amino acids)
Biological process (GO): sodium ion transmembrane transport; neuronal action potential; membrane depolarization during action potential
Cellular component (GO): plasma membrane; voltage-gated sodium channel complex; axon
Molecular function (GO): protein binding; voltage-gated sodium channel activity
Source: RefSeq, a predicted model, not a curated record